AGUUUACACGACACCCUAUAAAAACAAGCAGCCCCCAGUUCCCUCAUUUUGUCCGAAAAAAGAAGAAGCGCGGACGUUCAUCCUGCCUUUGUCUAUAACUCGAAAUCGAAAUCUUUCGAAAAGAUGAUGAAGAAUUUCUCCCGCUUCAUCCUCUACAGGAGAACUCUGGGUUACAAUCUAUCAGUGGAGAAAGCUAAUAAUAACAAACAUGGUCUAUGGUUCCAUAACCUUACAUCCCGUGCUGUUUCAACUGCUAGAAAGGAUUUGGCGACUGAUGGGAGUUACUCGGUCAGAACAUCUGCUGAUUAUUCAAUUUUCAAGGGAAAAGCUGCACUCGUUUUGGAACCACUGCUUCCAAAGUUCAAAGAGAUAACUUCUGGGCUUUUCCGAGUUGAUAAGAGGGGCUCGGUGAUGCUGAAAUUCAUGCCUGCUAUUGGCCAACGCAAGUAUGAUUGGGAGAAGAGGCAGGUCUUUGCUUUAUCAGCCACAGAGCUUGGAUCUUUGAUGAGCCUAGGUCCUGGCGAUUCUUGCGAAUUUUUCCAUGACCCUUCAAAGAAUACAAGCCUGGAAGGUCAAGUGAGAAAGACCUUAUCGGUCGCACCAAUGUCAGAUGAUGGUGGCUAUUUCUUUAGUUUGAGUGUUGCCCAAUCCAACCUGAAAACCAACGAACGUCUUUCUGUUCCUGUAUCAAAGGCCGAAUUUGCGGUGAUGCGCACAUCUUUUGCUUACAUCUUGCCUCACAUCAUGGGGUGGGACCGGCUCACUAGUCCGCCACCUACGAACAUUGAGGUGAAUAAACCAAAGCAGUCUGAGCUUCAGCUAAACCCAAAUUUAGAAUGGGAUAGAUGAUGAUACAUGGGCAAUGUCUUCAGUCCACUGGUAUGAAAUCAGAAGAUGCAUGAAACUGAUAGGAGCCUGAAAUCCCCUCAUCUGUCAUCCUUUCUUUAAAGUGUGGUUUUAAGCUUGCAUGGCUUUCAAGGCAGGGAUUAGUUCCAUUUGAUCUGUUUUUGUUUGAUGACUCAGGCCUGAUUUAAUAGUAUUUACUAUUUUGGAUCCCUGUAAAAAAACACCCUUCCGUCCUUCCAUCCAAUGCGUAUCAAGGCACUAUCAUCCA
Messenger RNA from Magnolia sinica, 1114 nucleotides. Its product is annotated as single-stranded DNA-binding protein WHY2, mitochondrial. Gene Ontology annotation, molecular function: single-stranded DNA binding. Gene Ontology annotation, biological process: defense response; regulation of DNA-templated transcription. Bases 124 to 849 code for a protein of 241 amino acids. The record is from RefSeq and is a predicted model, not a curated record. The transcript is spliced from 8 exons. NCBI's taxonomy places the organism in Eukaryota, Viridiplantae, Streptophyta, Magnoliopsida, Magnoliales, Magnoliaceae.